Messenger RNA from Poecile atricapillus (Black-capped chickadee), 529 nucleotides. RefSeq names its product transmembrane protein 238 like (gene TMEM238L). The transcript has 2 exons. NCBI's taxonomy places the organism in Eukaryota, Metazoa, Chordata, Aves, Passeriformes, Paridae. The coding region runs from base 60 to 287 and encodes 75 amino acids. The record is from RefSeq and is a predicted model, not a curated record.
AGGCAGCAGGGCAGGGAUGCUGCUCCCCCCGCCGCCCUGAGGGGCUCGGGGGCUGCACCAUGGGCGUGCGGGCCCUGCUGGGCCGCUGCGCCGCCAUCGCCCUCCUGGCCCUGCUCUGCGACGCCCUGGGGCUCCUCAUCCUCCUCCUGGGCAUCUUGGCUCCCCUCAGCUCCUGGGACUUCUUCGUGUACGUGGGGGCCCUGCUGCUGGCCUUCAGCCUCCUCUUCUGGGUCUUAUGGUACACCUUCAACAUCGAGGUGCCCCUCGGGGAGCUCCAGUGCAGCUGACCCCAGAGGCGCAGCAGGAACUUUGCCUCGCUUUCCUGGGAGGAGCAGCUGGGAAGGUCCAAAGCAUCGCUCAGCUGGUGGAGAGCACCCAAAAGAGACGGAAGGGAAGGGCCUGAAGGUCCUCACAGCACCAAGCAGCCAGAUGGACCCUCGGGGGAAAGGGGAGGAAGAAAGGACAGGAGUGGAUGUCAGGAGUGAGCAGAUGAAGAGGAGCAGCUCCACACAAGGACUCGGCUGUGCUG